UUUCGUAUGCAGCAGCUGAUAGAUGAUGUGACGAUAAAUACAAAAAAGAAAAAAAAUUUCGACGUUUAAUUAAUAUGUAACACAACAGCUACGCUACGAGGUUUAAUUAAAAUUCCAAAUUUCCAAAUUGUGCUGUGUUUGUGUGCUCGCAAAUAAGCAGACUGUGCGUUCAGCCACAGUCCAGCAAGGGCAAGUCCAACCAAAUUUGUUGUUUUGUUCCAAUCAAAAAAACUAAAAAAGCCCCAACGAGUGAAAGUUUUCUCGUCUUUGUUUUGUAAUUGUAAUUGUUUUUUUCUUGGCUGCCAUUUUUGAGCCAAUAUUCACACGUUGGCCGUCCAAGUCGAAAGUUUUGUCGAAAGUGAAGAAGUGGUGGAAAAGUGGAAGUCCGUAACACGUCGAGAGCCAGAGCUUAAAGCCAAUUUGUUUGUCUUUGUCGCCGCAAAAGAUGUGCGAUACCAGCGACAAGGCGCAGAAAUGGAAAUGUGAAAUAUGCACCUAUGAGAAUUAUCCAUCAUCACUAAAAUGCACAAUGUGCCAGGCAUCCAAACCGUUGCUGAACGAGGAUAUUUUUCGUCUCAGUCCAGCGCAGACAAUACACGACAACUACAACAAUGCAGAAGAGGCGGCAGCUGGUCUGCCAGUCGAGCCCACAUCCACAUGCUUUGCAUGCCCAUCACAGCAGCAUCCACAAUCCCAGUCCCAGUCCCAGCCUCAGCAGACGCGGCACAGCAACGUAGCUGAUAGCGAGAAAUGGGCCUGCAAAGUGUGCACCUAUCUAAACUGGCCACGCAGCCUACGCUGUGUGCAAUGCUGCACGAAACGAGGAGCUGCAGAUAAAGAGACCAAUGAGGCCGGCGAAGCGCUGCAAGCUUUACGCAUUAGCGGCUCCGAUACGGAUCUCAAUGCCACGGAACAUGGCAGUAGGCAGUUAAUUGGCGCUGUUGCUUCCAAUUUAAAUCGACGUAAUGCCAGUCCCAGCUUGGAACAGCAGCAAAUCUGCAGCAAUUCAACGCAUCUCAAUAAUAUAGCCAAUACAUCUCACAGCCAGCAACAGCAACCGCAGCAGCAGCAGCAACAGUUAACAAACCAACAGCAACAGCAGCAACAGCACCACCACCACCAAAUUUCUUCUGCGCAGCAGAAGCUAUGCCAUGUGGCUAAAUGGGCGUGCAAUUCGUGCACAUACGAGAACUGGCCCAAGAGUCUCAAGUGCUCCAUGUGCGGCAAAACGAGGGAAUUGAGCAACUCAGGCUCACAGUCCGACUUGCAUGCAUGUGCCAGUAAUUCCGGCAGCAACAAGCAGCUAAAUCAGCACGAGGAACAGCAACAGCAGCAGAUAAACACGGACACUGUCAGUGUCAACAAUUCGGUCAAUAAGAAGCAUAUUUAUCAACUAGGUUCCUCGGAAACCAUCAACAACUGUGAUACGCUACAAGAACGCCAGGAGCGUCGUCAGCGUCAGAUAAGGCGCCAGGUCGACUGGCAGUGGCUUAAUGCCUGUCUUGGCGUUGUGGAGAAUAAUUACAGUGCUGUGGAGGCGUAUCUCUCGUGCGGUGGCAAUCCAGCUCGUUCGUUGACCAGCAAUGAAAUUGCCGCCUUGAAUCGGAAUUCGGCUUUCGAUGUGGGUCACACGCUCAUUCAUCUAGCCAUACGUUUCCAUCGCGAGGAAAUGCUGCCGAUGCUGUUGGCACAGAUCUCUGGCUCUGGGCCGGGUAUUAAACGUGUGCCGUCGUAUGUGGCACCCGAUCUGGCAGCGGAUAUACGUCGCCAUUUCUCCAACACGCUACGCAUACGCAAAUCCGGCCUGCCCUGUCAUUAUGUUCAGAAACAUGCUACAUUCGCGCUGCCCUCAGAGAUUGAAGAGCUGCCCAUUCCUAUACAGGAGCAGCUUUACGAUGAACUUCUCGAUCGCGAUGCACAGAAACAGUUGGAAAUGCCGCCGCCGGCACUUAAUUGGUCGCUGGAGAUAACCGCCAGGCUAAGCUCACGUCUUUUGGUACUUUGGAAUCGCAGUGCCGGGGAUUGUCUGCUCGACUCAGCAAUGCAGGCCACCUGGGGAGUCUUCGAUCGCGACAACAUACUUCGGCGCGCCCUGGCUGACACUUUACAUCAGUGUGGACAUGUUUUCUUUACCCGCUGGAAAGAAUAUGAAAUGCUGCAGGCAUCAAUGCUGCACUUUACGCUGGAGGAUUCACAAUGGGAGGAGGAUUGGAGCACGCUACUCUCUUUGGCCAGCCAACCGGGUUCUUCAUUGGAGCAGUUACACAUUUUUGCCCUGGCCCACAUAUUAAGACGUCCAAUCAUUGUCUAUGGUGUUAAAUACGUGAAGAGCUUUCGUGGCGAAGAUAUUGGCUAUGCUCGAUUUGAAGGAGUCUAUCUACCUUUAUUCUGGGAACAAAACUUUUGUACAAAAUCGCCCAUUGCGUUGGGCUAUACACGUGGUCACUUUAGCGCCCUGGUGCCCAUGGAGCCAUUCUCUCGUAUCGAUGGACGGCGGGAUGAUGCCGAGGAUGUCACUUAUCUGCCCUUAAUGGACUGCGAACUGAAGCUGUUGCCCAUACACUUUCUUACACAAUCGGAAGUGGGCAAUGAGGAAACAAUGAUGCGUCAAUGGUUGGAUGUGUGUGUCACAGAUGGAGGGCUGCUGGUGGCACAGCAAAAGCUAUCCAAGCGACCGCUGCUGGUGGCACAAAUGCUGGAGGAAUGGCUGAAUCAUUAUAGACGCAUUGCACAAGUGAUAACUGCACCCUUUGUGCGUAGGCCGCAGAUUAGCCACUAUUCGAGCGAUGGGGAUUCGGAUGAGGAAUAGCGGCGACAAAGGUCAAAGGUCUUCUGUAACUGAAAUUUCCCGCUUGAUUAAUGGAUUGGAAAUGGAUUGGUUAUGAAAGCCUAAACAUAUACAGUGAAAAAAAAAACAAAGAAACAAAAGUAAUUUAUAUAUAUAUUUUAAUUUGGUAGCAGGCAACAGUUGUACUCGAUUGAUCCUAUACACAUGCAAUUAGCAAAUGGAAUCUAAAUAGAGAGAUAUAUAUAGUAUAUAUAUAUAAAUGUAUGAGUGUAUAUCUAUAUAAAUAUAUGCAUAACAGUUAUUAAGUUGUAGUUUCAGGCAAAG
This is a messenger RNA of Drosophila hydei, 3112 nucleotides long. It is a transcript of the gene trbd, whose product is annotated as ubiquitin thioesterase trabid. The record is from RefSeq and is a predicted model, not a curated record. Gene Ontology annotation, cellular component: cytoplasm; nucleus. Gene Ontology annotation, molecular function: K63-linked polyubiquitin modification-dependent protein binding; cysteine-type deubiquitinase activity. The transcript is spliced from 9 exons. Gene Ontology annotation, biological process: cytoskeleton organization; protein K29-linked deubiquitination; protein K33-linked deubiquitination. Lineage: Eukaryota; Metazoa; Arthropoda; Insecta; Diptera; Drosophilidae. Bases 446 to 2809 code for a protein of 787 amino acids.